Lithohypha guttulata is the source of this 1170-nucleotide messenger RNA. It is a transcript of the gene cdc16, whose product is annotated as CDC16 protein. Gene Ontology annotation, molecular function: GTPase activator activity. Gene Ontology annotation, biological process: negative regulation of septation initiation signaling; activation of GTPase activity. Bases 1 to 1170 code for a protein of 389 amino acids. The record is from RefSeq and is a predicted model, not a curated record. Gene Ontology annotation, cellular component: mitotic spindle pole body. Lineage: Eukaryota; Fungi; Ascomycota; Eurotiomycetes; Chaetothyriales; Trichomeriaceae. The transcript has a single exon.
AUGAAUGCCUCACCAGACAAGAACAUACGACGAUUGCGGUCGCAUCAGCAAUUGUCCAGCGCUGCUCGAAAUUCGUACCAGACCAGCUUGAAGAACACUUCGAGUGUUCGACCCGCUCGUGAUCAACUGCUGCCUCAAGCGAAGACGACGGAUUCAUUGCCUACACGAACGCGAGCUAGUAGCGAUGCGCCAGUCCCUUUCGAACGUACUCGACUGCAAAGAAAACCUCUCCAGACCAUCUUACAACCCAGCAAUGGACAUGCACGAAAAUCGAGUUUGGAAGUGACCUUGAGGGAUGGACCUGCACCAGGAACAAAGCCUGCAGCGUCACUGGGUCUGUUGCGGCACUCCAUCCUGAUGUCUGGCGUACAAGCAACCAAAGAAGGAAUGUCAGACUACCGAAUAUAUCUAUGGUUGACGCUUCUCAAUCUUGGACCUCUGCCGACCGACAACUAUCUGACCCAAAUCCAUCGAGGCCGAUCGCCAGCCCACGAAAAGAUUGCCAACGACGUGUUUCGUACAUUAGCAACAGAUGCACUCUUCAAGAGACGGGUCAGUGAUGCAAGCUUGACCAGGGUGCUCAACGCAACGGCAUGGCGCAUACUUGACUCGCAGAAAGCUAUCCCAUCCGAAUCGCCUGUCAUUCAGUCCACUUACAUCCAAGGCAUGAACGUGCUUUCUGCACCAUUUCUGUACGCAGCCAGAUCUGAAGCGCAAGCUUAUGCUCUACUUACCUGCCUGUUAAGUGAGCAUAUUCCGACUUAUGUAACAUCGACCAUGUCUGGCGUGCAUGCUGGGCUGGAACUCAUUGACAAGAUUCUGGCUACCAUCUCUCCUAAACUGUCACAGUUCCUAUUAUCGAACUCACUUCCAGCCAAGAUCUAUGCUUUCGCACCGGUCUUGACACUAUGCGCAUGCACACCACCUCUGCCUGAGGUCCUCAAACUAUGGGACUUUCUGUUCGCAUUCGGCACUCACCUAAAUGUUCUCUGCAUUGUAGCUCAGAUCAUGAUGAUGAAGGACAAGCUCUUGGAAAGUCCGAGCCCUGGAAAACUGUUGAGAAGUUUCCCCAACCUCAAUGCAGAGGAGAUCAUCAAGGGGACCUUGCUCAUUGUGCGCGACUUGCCCGAGGACAUCUACGCUGAAGUCGUCCGCCAUGGCCGUGUUUGA